AAGUUAUGUUGCAAACAAGUGGUGAAAAUUUAUUAAAUUUAAUAGCUGCAGCUGAUGAACUUGAGCUUCUUAAUCUUGCGGAAUGUAAAUUAUACGAUCAUGUUCUGGAUAUUACUUGUAGAAAUCCUUAUUCACUUUUGGAUUCUAAUGACUUUCCAUUAUUAAAUAUUGUUGCUAUGAUAUGUCUUUUAAAAAGAGAUGAUCUUGGACUUGAAGAAAUAGAAAUUUGGAAUUAUUUGAUUAAAUGGGGGAUUGCUAAUUCUAAAAAACUUCUUGAUAAAAAUAUCACAAAAUGGUCUGAUGAAGAUAUUUCAAGCUGGUCUGACGAUCAAUUCAUGGCAUUAAAAGAAACAAUUUCUCAAUGUAUCCCAUUGAUUCGUUAUUAUCAUAUUCCUAAAAGUUAUAUUGAUGAACAAAUUAAGCAAUAUCGUUUAGAUCCUAAUGCAUUUAUAAUUGUAAGACAAAAUGACAAGGCCAUUUGGAGUGAUAAAUAUCAUGGAUCCUGUUUUGGAAAUUUCGAUUUAUGCAUGCAAUCAUAUCAUUGGACCAGUAAACGUACUGAUUAUUAUUGUAAAAUAACUAAUUUAUGCCAGUUUACUGUUAAAGAAUAUGAAGUUUUAGCAUUUGAGGAUUUUAAUUCUAGAGAAAGUGUAGCUUUAAAAAGAAUUCAGGAGUUAGCAUCUUAUUGUUAA
Molecule: messenger RNA, 692 nt
Organism: Racocetra persica
Lineage: Eukaryota; Fungi; Glomeromycota; Glomeromycetes; Diversisporales; Gigasporaceae
Source: the annotation of a GenBank genome assembly